Messenger RNA from Beta vulgaris subsp. vulgaris (sugar beet), 1566 nucleotides. RefSeq lists its product as uncharacterized. The transcript has a single exon. Gene Ontology annotation, biological process: DNA integration. Gene Ontology annotation, molecular function: nucleic acid binding; RNA-DNA hybrid ribonuclease activity. Bases 1 to 1566 code for a protein of 521 amino acids. Lineage: Eukaryota; Viridiplantae; Streptophyta; Magnoliopsida; Caryophyllales; Amaranthaceae. The record is from RefSeq and is a predicted model, not a curated record.
AUGGCAUUGGCGGUCAUUGUAGCGGCUCGGAAAUUAAGGCCCUAUUUUGACUGUCAUCCAAUUCAGGUGUUAACAGAUCAGCCGUUGGAAAAAGCUCUGCAAAAGAUGGACACCUCUGGGCGCCUAUUGAAAUGGGCCAUUGAAUUGUCGGAGUAUGAUAUUCAGUAUAAGCCGCGAACGGCCAUAAAAGCACAAGCACUGGCGGAUUUCAUGACGGAGGCUUACGAAGAGGCAGAGAUAAAAGAAAAGGAAUCAUGGCUGCUGGAGGUGGACGGAUCUUCGGCCGCGAGCGGAGCUGGGGCCGGUAUUGUGAUAACCAGCCCAGAAGGAAACACCUUCGAGUACGCCAUCAAAUUCGCUUUCCCAGCCUCAAAUAAUGAGUCGGAAUAUGAAGCAGCCAUUGCUGGCUUGAGAAUGUGCAUUGCAGCAGGAGCUAAAAGCGUCCUCUUAAAAACAGAUUCACAGUUGGUUAGCAGUCAGCUUAAAGGAGAAUUUGAAGUCCGAGAGCCCAACAUGGUUAAGUAUGUGGAAAAGGCCAAGGAAAUAAUAGCACAGCUUGAGCAGUUCGAAGUAGAAGCGAUUCCAAGGGCUGAGAACAUGAAGGCGGACUCCCUAUCUAAGCUAGCUAGCUCAGACUCAUUCCAGGUGGAAGGGAUGGUCACGGUGGACAUCCUCAAGGAAAAAAGCAUUGCGCAGAAAGUGGCCAAGGUAUACAGCAUUGACCAGCAAGGGGAAUGGUUUACAGAGCUAGUGAGGUACAAGCAAACAGGAAUGCUCCCGGCAGAUCCCACAGCCGCCAAAAAAUUACAGAAACAAGCAAGUUGGUACGUGAUAUAUCAGAAUGAGUUGUACAAAAAAUCAUUUAGCCUGCCACUGUUAAAAUGCGCAACAUCUGCUGAGGCCGUGAAGAUAAUGGAAGAAAUUCACGAGGGUGUCUGUGGGAACCACAUUGGAGGUAAAGCACUGGCUUUAAAGGCACUCAGGGCUGGAUUCUACUGGCCCAGCAUGUUGUCCGACGCGCAAGGCUAUGUGAAAAGAUGUGAUAAGUGCCAGAAGUUUGCACCGGUGAUAAAUAGGCCCGCCAAUGACUUACAGCCCAUUCUGUGUCCGAUACCAUUCGCUCAGUGGGGAAUGGAUAUUCUGGGACCGUUCACAACCGCGACGGGAGGAAGGCGUUUUUUGAUUGUGGGCAUUGAUUACUUCACAAAGUGGAUCGAAGCGGAGCCGACAGCGAAGAUAAAGGCCAACCAAGUAAAAAAGUUCAUCUGGCAGAACAUUAUGACUAGGUUUGGCAUCCCGGCCGCGAUCGUAUUCGACCACGGAGUCCAAUUUGACUGUAGGCCCAUUCAGUCUUUUCUCUCGGACUUCCGCGUGAAGUUUGCAUAUUCCGCAGUGUGCCAUCCUCAGAGUAACGGUCAGGCAGAGGCCGCCAACAAGCAAAUUCUGAGCGCCUUAAAAAAGAAGCUCGAUGAGUUUAAGGGAAAAUGGGCCGAAAUGGUACCGGCUGUUCUAUGGGCAAAUAGGACAACUGAGAAAGAAGCGACGGGAGAAGCCCUUUCAAGCUAA